Molecule: messenger RNA, 1801 nt
Organism: Anopheles aquasalis
Lineage: Eukaryota; Metazoa; Arthropoda; Insecta; Diptera; Culicidae
Gene: Acph-1
Product: Acid phosphatase 1
Biological process (GO): dephosphorylation
Molecular function (GO): phosphatase activity
Source: RefSeq, a predicted model, not a curated record
UUGCAACACGAAGCGGCGGCAGCAACAGUUUGUGGGCCGGGCAAGAUCCCUCUGAUAAACCGAGCAGCCUUAUCAGCGGACAAAAAAACAUCCACAGUGGUCUCAACAACGCAUUUUACCAAACAGCAGCAGCUGCGAACAGCAAGUGCGAACUCGCGGACCAUAUGGUAGCGAACUAAGUGUAGAAUUUAAACUGUGAAGUCGUUUUUAUUUUCGUUCUUUUGUACCUGUGCGUUUCGCAUGAGCCAUUUUAUUACCUGACGCCAAAAAGCAGCCCAAAAUGGUAGCCAGCACAGGCCGAAUGCGGUCAUUGACUCUGCCCGUGCUGCUGCUGCUAACUGCGGGAGUCCUAUUACUGGCUGCGACCCCCACCCUGCUGCAGGAGCCCGAGGGGACACUUAUUUUUGCACAUGUGCUCUUCCGCCACGGUGAUCGCACACCGAUAGAUCCUUACAAGAAUGAUCCUUGGAAGGACGCUAGCCACUGGUCGGCCGGCUGGGGCCAGCUGACGAAUGCUGGAAAAUUGCACCACCUGCAGCUUGGCAAAUGGCUGCGCGCCCGAUACAACAGCUUGCUGCGACCGACGUAUAGCAACGAUGAACUGUAUGUUCGUUCCACCGACGUAGAUCGGACGCUGAUGAGUGCGGAAGCCAACCUGGCCGGACUGUACCCUCCGCAAGGGUCCGACGUGUGGGAUUCCGGAAUGAGCUGGCAACCUAUUCCGGUGCAUACGGUUCCGGAAGAGCUGGAUGCCGUACUGGCGGCGAAAAAGCGUUGCCCAGCGUUCGACCACGCACUGAAGGUGUACCGCCAAUCGGAACCGUACCACUCGUACAACAGUUCCCUUGCACCCCUGUACCGCUAUCUGACGGAGAACACGGGUCAAACGUACAAUUCCAUGUCGGGCGUACAGAACCUGUACAGCUGUCUGUUGAUCGAGGAGCUGAACAACUUUACACUCCCCGACUGGACCAAACAAGUGUAUCCGGAGCCACUGAGAAGCAUUUCCGCCGUGACGUUUGCCGUGAAGACGAACACAUCGCAACUGGCCCGGCUCAAGAUGGGACCGCUGGUAAAAGAGAUUCUGAACCGAUUCCGCUCGAAGGCAGCCGGCAAACUGAAACCGGAUCGAUCGCUGUGGAUCUACAGUGCGCAUGAUGUGACGGUGGCUAGUCUUUUGAAUGCGCUGCGGGUAUUUGAGUUGCACAAUCCUCCGUUCGCGGCUUGCAUUAUGCUCGAGUUACGCCGGCCGAUAAACGGUGACGGUGAUCCUUACGUGCAGAUAUUCUACAAAAACACAACCAACGAACCGUUUCUGCUGCCCAUUCCGGGAUGCGGUGAACGGUGUCCGCUGGAUGAGAUGUUUAAGAUUUACGAUGACAUCCUGCCGAAGAAUUGGGACAGCGAGUGUGAGCUAUCGCUGCUUUCCAUGUCAUACGUUGAGGCCGAUCUGCACUCUACGACUGGGAUGCUGGGAAUCAUACUGCUCACCGCUAGCACACUCUUGGUCCUGCUGACCGUGAUAGUCGUUGUGAAGCGUCGCAACAGUAUGCACAGCGAACGGUGGUAUCUGCGAAUCGAUGGCUAAAGAAUUGACUGAUUCUCUUAUAAAAUGCUAGUCGCUGCCUGUAGCAUUUCACGAGGCUGACUGAUUGUUUUUAUUAAUUUCGAUUACAAAUAGAUACGCGCGCUAAAGCACUGGCAACAGAACAGGGUGGUAGGGCAUCGGUAACUGUAACAUAUAGACAAAAUCAUGGUUGGAUUAAACAGAAGAAAACUAUGACUGUUAAUAUCGAAAGAA